Molecule: messenger RNA, 4060 nt
Organism: Acanthopagrus latus (yellowfin seabream)
Lineage: Eukaryota; Metazoa; Chordata; Actinopteri; Spariformes; Sparidae
Product: galectin-related protein-like
Exons: 5
Coding region: 102-647 (181 amino acids)
Molecular function (GO): carbohydrate binding
Source: RefSeq, a predicted model, not a curated record
CCUGAGUCAGUGCCACGACGGUGACACACCAGCACGCUCCCCCCGGCAGGCAGGGCUGCCUCCGCUCCCGAUAAUAAGCAUCCUAUGCUCUUCUGCUCAAGAUGGCGGUGCAGGCAGCGGAAAAGGACGGAAUAGUGUUGAAGAAUGUGGAGGAUGACCACCUGAACGACUCGCUGGGGAACCCCGGCCUCAUCUCACCUGACAAGGAGGAUUUGUCACGUCUCCUGACGGUGCCGUUCAGCGGGCGCAUCCGGGGCGGCAUGCGGCCGGGGAAGAAGAUCAUAGUGAUGGGCAUUGUGGACCUGGAGCCAGACAGCUUUGACGUGAGUCUGACCUGCGGCCGGGACUCGGAGAAGGAGGAGCCCGCGUACGACGUGGCCCUGAAACUCACCGCCCGCUUCAGCGACCGCCAGUUCCUGCGCAGCGCCCGCAUCUCUGGGAAGUGGGUGGGGGAGGAGGCGUCCACCGCCUACUUCCCCUUCAUCCCUGAUCAGCCUUUUAGGAUCGAGAUCCACUGCGAGCACCAGAGGUUCCGGAUAUUCGUGGACGGACACCAGCUCUUUGACUUUUAUCACAAAGUAAAAUCUUUGCCCUCUAUCGACACAGUACGGAUACACGGAGAUCUACAGAUCACCAAGCUCGGCUAACUUCCCCGCUCCCUCCUGCUCCGCAAGACGAGUGCGAAGCAAGGACUCGAUCACAGAUGACCAUGCACACACACCACCACAGCGCACCUGUUACGUCAUCAUCCAUCACCCAUCAUGCAACACUGCAGCAGCAUAGCGACCGGAAACAAGGCUCCGGCGGUGUCAAGUUAGAGCUCAUUCACUUCUCUCCAUUUCCUUUCUCAUUAACCAGGAUCUGAUAUGAUGAUGCUUCGAGGGUGGAUGUGUUUGCUCCAUUUUCAGGUUUCUUUCUCUGCGUUAGCCCCAGUUUUGUCAGAUCAGGGAUCUCACGGCUAAUUAUAGCACAUACAUUUCUCAUGCUGAAUUCUUAAGGGAGGUGGAGGCAGGUGUGGAUGACAGGAGAGUAGUUACAAAAAAAACAGUUACUCAGGAAAUGAUAUCCGGUAGUUAGCAACUAAAAUGAAAGGAAACAGUUGAGUAAAAACCUACAUAUUUGGUAACUAAUUAAAGGUUUUAAAUCUGAAACUUGUGGGCGUAUGAAAGUCCUCCAAAACCUCUUUGGAUAAACUGGAAAAUGCAUGUUGAUGAAGCUGAAAAGGAGACGACAACAACAACAACGUUGGUGGCAAACAUGCUGCAAAAUGAGUCAGUAUUGGACCUCAGCAGUGUUAAGAUGUUCAAUCUGAGUCUUGACAAAAUUCCAGAGGGCAGACGCAUGAUUCUUCAUAUCAGAUUUAAAAAAAAAAAAAAAACUUCUUCAAAGCAAAAUGUUUCCGCCGUUUGACGUGUUCAGAUCUGAUUCCACUCACUCGACCCAGCUGGGUGUGUUUACUGUCGCAGUUUAUCGUCCUCUGACCACAACACAGCGCAGCGUCACGCCCUGUUCUCUCUCUCUCUCUCUGUUCUGGUGCAUUUCCAACUCCGUGAGGCGCUCCCCCUGCCCUCCCAUGGGUUUAUCCCAGUUGUCAUGGUAACACGCUGCAGUCUCACCGACCUAAAUACCCCAAACUGAGGAUUAUAUCAUGACAAGAUGUAUCGGAACGCGUCCCGUACCGCACGCGGCGCGUGUCGGCAGUUUCAGCGAUGGCUGCUCCUCCUCGUUCUCCUCCCCAGAUAGAAAAAGUAUGAUUGUUAACUUUGAAAUCAGGUUGAAUAUUGGACUCUGCUCUCUGCUGUCACACUCACAGAAGGCAAAGCUCAUCUGAAUUGUACACUAAACCAAUAUGCAACUUAUUCUCAUAAAAAAAAAACCCACACACACACUUUCUUCAGUGCAUCUUUAGGAAAGUGUGCAGGCUGAACGCAACUCGAACUAAACUCCAACACCUUCAUUCGACUGUUAGUUGGUUGUGUGGAAGCAGAAUAAGAUCCCGAUAUUGGUAUUUUGAAUGUAUAGUAUUCAUGUUUCUAUAGUAGCAUAGAAGAUAUAGUGAUGCACAGAAUUAUUACUUCUCGUCACAGUUUUUUGGUGGUCUGGCUGGUGCUGUUACAGUCCAUAUUCAGUCCUACGUGUCUCAUGUGUUUUUGUUACGGCGUAAGUGUUUCCUCGAUCAUCAUUCCACACCAGCGUCUCGUCGUCCGCUCCGGAGCAUUCCCGUCUUUGUUUUUACGCAGCCGGCGGGUUUAACAAAUGCAGUCGUGUCUUAAAUUCAUCACAUGGUUUUUUUGUCUCAUCGACCUUUUCACUCUGCGCUGGAUUUCUCUUCCUUCACUGAGGCGGAGAGGAAGUUCUUAUGAAGUUAGAAGUAAAAGUAUUAUGUCUUAAGUUGCUCUGUUUACACCUCAGACGGUAUCAGUUGAACACCUACAGUAGAAGUAGGCAAAACAUAGAUUUUUGGGUACCACAUCGUACUGUAAUAAAAAGGUUUAUAACAAGUAAUUUAUGGGUUUAAUAAUGACUAAUAAAUAACUUAGGUUGUAGAUCACUUACGAGCUGUUAUUAAGAACAACUUUUGGGGUUGCCAGAUUGUGGAAAAUUGUAUUUGUGUCGUUACAUCAAAUACAUCCGGUCCCAAACGUUUCUCUCCUAGGAAUCAUUUUCAUAUGAGAAGAUUGAUUUGUAAGCUCAGUAAUUUGGGGUUAAUGUGUGUAUUACCAUCAACAGGGACACAGUAGAAAGACACUAUCCUCAGACCACAUUUGGCUCAAAACACCCAGUUGAAAGGAACUACCUCUCCUUCUGCUUGUCUUAUUCACAUGAGAACUUUGGCUCUAUAAAUACAGAGACAGACUUCAUUCUGUUAUAAAGUUCAGUUAUAAAUGUUAGUGAAUCAUUAAGAAAGAUUCCUGCAUGGAACAACUACUAAGACAAAGUGAGGACACCCUUCAACUCAAAAGCUGUUCCUCCUAAUGGCUCAUAAUGAAUCUGUAAAACAUGAAUAAUAUAUUUAUUACCCAUGGAUGAAGUCAUUAUUUACAGCUAAUCCCUUGAAGGCGAAUGAUUAGAGAGUAAUAAAUAGAUGAAAACUUGAACCAGGUUGAAGAAGCUUUGAUCAUCUUUUGGACAGAUGUUGUAGUUGGCAGACGUUCACAUCAAACAGAAAAUUAAAUGCAUCGUCUUGAUGCUGCGUCGUGGUUCAGAUCCACCUCAGGAGCAGCUCAAGAAGCAAAAGAGUAGUUGUUGGUACAUCGUCUCACAAGGCUGCACAGAACUAACAUUAAGAGUUUAACGAGCUAAUGAAGGUUUCCCGUCACCUUUUUGCUGCUGUGAGUUGGGAAUAAGCCAUGACAUCUGUGCAGAACAGUUGCACCGACUUCACUGCGGGGCACUCAGUAAUUGAUGCUCACACUAAUGAAGCUCUCUCUCACACUUCUGAGGAAAACCACUUUGUUUAACAUCUCAUUUACUCUCCGUGCAUCCAUCAGCACACAGAGAGGUUUCGUUCCAUACGUGCAUGCACUGAGUAUUUUUUAGCUCCUUUCAUGUAGCAAUAAGUCGCUGCUCUGAGACUCUGAAGGUUUCUUUUUCUCCUGGCUGGUCAGAGGUCUUCCUCCUUUUUUUUUUUUUUUUUUGCGCUUGGCGAGCGCUGGUUUAUUUGGGACACAAACAGGAAAUGAGUACAGUUUGGUAUGAGGGGGCAGUGAAAGGAAGCGAGCCAGUGCGAUGCAUCGUUACUCCAGUGUUGCAACGGAACAAACGUGUACAGAAAAUGUGUAAUAGUGUUGACGGGUUGUGUUAUUAUUAUUUUUUUUGUGUUCUUUCUAUUAACUGGUGACCGUUAAUUUGUAACGCUACAGUUUAUCUGUAAUAACAUGUUAAUAUACACCAUGUGAAGAAUACGACUCAGCUGUGUGUUUCAUGGAUGUGUAAAUACAAGUUCAUGUUCUGGAGUCAAGCUGGCAGCAGUUAACGGCAGUGCUGUUGUGAAGAAUUACGGGGGAGGGAGAUGAACAAUUCAAGGCUUCCUGAAUUAAAGGGCUCGAACUAGGGAGCA